GCCACCGUUGGCCCUCCCUGUAUUAACCCCCGUCGUGUCUCUGUCAGGAAGGCCCGGGAGCAGGAUAAGAAGGUGGUGGUGGCUGGAUGUGUUCCCCAGGCCCAGCCCAGGAUGGACUACCUUAAAGGACUCAGCAUCAUCGGGGUUCAGCAGAUUGACCGUGUGGUGGAGGUGGUGGACGAGGCUGUUAAAGGUCACUCGGUGCGUCUGCUGGGUCAGAAGAAGGACAAUGGGAAGCGUCUCGGUGGAGCCAGACUGGAUCUGCCCAAGAUUAGAAAGAACCCUCUGAUAGAGAUCAUUUCAAUCAAUACAGGGUCCUGUCAGUGUUGUGGCAUGGAGACACAUCCUUCACGUCUCUUAGGAAUACUAGGGACCAGGGGAGGUCUGGGGACCAGGGGAGACCCCUGAAGUAGAGGUCUGGGG
Molecule: messenger RNA, 423 nt
Organism: Oncorhynchus keta (chum salmon)
Lineage: Eukaryota; Metazoa; Chordata; Actinopteri; Salmoniformes; Salmonidae
Product: threonylcarbamoyladenosine tRNA methylthiotransferase-like
Exons: 4
Coding region: 112-408 (98 amino acids)
Biological process (GO): tRNA methylthiolation
Cellular component (GO): endoplasmic reticulum
Molecular function (GO): tRNA (N(6)-L-threonylcarbamoyladenosine(37)-C(2))-methylthiotransferase activity
Source: RefSeq, a predicted model, not a curated record